AUGGCUACUACUACUGUCUCAAUUAUCGAGCAGCCCAGCGCUGCAAUCAAGACCGUUGAUGAUGGCAGAAUGAAGAUGGAUGGCCAGGACCCGGCGUACGGCGAUUGGCGUGAUGACCUUCUCAGAGACGGAUAUGCCGUGAUCAAGGCUGCUAUCCCAAGAGAACGCGCUGACGGCUAUGCGGACAAGAUGUACGGGCUUCUGGAAUCAUUCGGCCUCGGCUAUGAUCGAAACGAUCCAUCGACCGUUCAUCCCGACAAGCUGCCUGUGAUCAAUGAAAAGGGCAUGCUGAUGGCCUACGGAGCCUGCCAUGAAGACUUUGUCUGGGAUAUCCGCAGUGAACCCGGCGUAGUCGGUGCCUUCGAGAAGGUCUACGGCACUGAGGACCUCCUUGUUUCUUUCGAUGACCCCGAGAAGCCUGGAUUCCGCUGUCUCCAAGGCCUCGUCAACCUCCACCCCUGUGGCCCCGAUGAUGGCGGUCUCAUUGUAUGCAAGGGCUCCCACAACCUGAGCGCGCAGUUCCACAAAGACCUCAAGGACGAGCCGCGUAUCCCAGCUUGGACCAAAGAGUGGUAUGGUUUCACUGAUCGCGGCAUGGAGUGGCUGAAGGAGCACGGUGGCGAGUGGAUCAAGGUCUGCGCCGAUCCUGGUGACCUGAUCGUCUGGGACUCGCGCACUGCGCACUAUAACGUCCCCGUCAAGGGAAAGAUUGAUCGUAUGGCUGUGUACACUUGCUUCAUGCCUGUCACAGACGCCACCCAAGAACAUCUGGUGCGCAAGCAAGCCGCAUAUGAGUCUCGACUGGGCACCACCCAUUGGCCCAACGCUCGUCACACGGGGUCCAACACCGCCACCCGAAAUGGAAAGCCAGACCACAUUACCAGGGAGAGACCACUGAACGACAAGAAGUUGAGCGAGAGAGCUUUCAAGCUUACAGGUAUUCCUUACAUCCGGGUAUGA
This is a messenger RNA of Colletotrichum scovillei, 960 nucleotides long. Its product is annotated as phytanoyl-CoA dioxygenase. NCBI's taxonomy places the organism in Eukaryota, Fungi, Ascomycota, Sordariomycetes, Glomerellales, Glomerellaceae. The coding region runs from base 1 to 960 and encodes 319 amino acids. The transcript is spliced from 4 exons. The record is from RefSeq and is a predicted model, not a curated record.